GGAGGCUACAUUGUCUAAGUGCUACACAGAGAGCAGCUCCCCUUUUUAUGAGGGCGCUAACCAAUACUAAGAUCGCGCCUUAUCAUCUGAUGCAGAACCCAGGUAACUCAGCCCUUUUUCUCAGAACAAGUGGAAACUUCUAUCAGGACAGAACAUUCCCGCCGUCCUUGAAGAGGAGAUUCAGUGUGUCAACACCCACCUCCAUCCUUGAGUCCUUUGGUGAUUUUGGGGAUUUUCUGAUGUAAUUGUCUCAAGGACUUCUUCAGACGAAGUGAAAGCCACAGUGAACAGAGAGAGCACAAGAGAGAUCCAAGCGAAUUUGAAAGCAGAAAGUGCGGAGACAUGGCAGCUUUUGGUUUGGAGUUAAUAGGCGUCACGCUCUCGGUUCUUGGCUGGCUUCUCAGCAUUGUGUGCUGUGCUUUGCCCAUGUGGAGGGUCACGGCAUUCAUCGGCACCAAUAUCGUCACAGCACAGGUGUACUGGGAGGGAAUCUGGAUGAGCUGUGUGGUUCAGAGCACCGGACAGAUGCAGUGUAAAGUCUACGACUCUAUGUUGGCUCUUCCUGCAGACCUACAGGCGGCCCGCGCUUUGGUGGUGGUGGCCAUCAUCGUGGGUGUCCUAGCGCUCUUUGUCGCUAUAGUAGGGGCCAAGUGCACCAACUGCAUUGAGGAUGAAGGUGCCAAAGCUCGUGUGAUGAUCACCUCUGGUGCCGCCUUCAUAACCGCUGCGGUCAUGCAGCUUAUUCCCGUGUCCUGGUCAGCAAACACCGUUAUUUUGGAGUUCUACAGCCCAGUUGUUCCCGAAGCACAGAAGAUGGAAAUAGGGGCUUCGCUGUACCUCGGCUGGGCCGCGGCAGCUCUGCUGCUGGUCGGAGGCUCCAUUCUGUGCUGCAGUUGCCCACCUAAAGAGGAGACGAGGUACCCGCCACAGAGUCGUAUAGCCUACUCAGCCCACCACUCAGUGGCUCCAAGCACCUACAACAAGAGAGAUUAUGUCUGAGGACUUUUAAAUUCUACGGUCAGUCUUUCAUAUAAAGAUAAUCGUGACUCAAAAAAUCUUGUUUACUUUUUCUCCAUGUGAACUUUUCUACAUGCUUUUUUGUUCAUUGUCCAUUGUCAAUGUCAAAUUUUAUUUUAUUUGUUAGCAUAUUUUAGCAAAGUUGCAUAAAUCGAAUUGUCAGUUGUUUCAUAAAGGGAAAAAGUCAGUGGUUUUAUUUUUGUAGUCUUGUGUGUGUUUUUACUUGCUAUUUUUGCUUUAUUUUCUUUGACAGUUUUUAACAAAGUUGUUCGGGAAAUAAUAUUUUUUUAUACUUUGACUUAAAAUAAUAAAAAUGGACUAUCUAAUAAUGAAAUGGAAAAUCUUGUGUUGUACCAAUAUGUUUAUACUUUUGCUUAAAUUGUAAUCUACUCUGUUAAUGUUUAGUUGUGUUUAAUGUUUAUUUCAGUGGCGUUCUCAUUCUUAUUCAUUGAAACUCUUUAGCAAUGAACAACAGCCACAUCUUUUUUUUUUUCUAUAGUCUAUGUGUUAAAAAAUACUGUGAAUCUACAGUGAAGUGGAUUUGAGAGACACAAACACGAGACUGGAUUCAAGGCCUAAGUUCAAGUUUUACUGGACAACACAACAGAGAAAUAAUGAGACUAUGUGCAGGCACCUCCCAAAGUUUCGUCAGAUUAAAUAUAUUGUGCACAGUUACGUGUUUGCAGUUCUGUUUGAUCACUGAAUAAUUAGAAUAUCUAUAUUUGAAUAAGUCUAACUGAAUUAUAAUUGAAUUCCUGAUUAUUAUUAAAAACACAAUUAUAUUAAACCUGUAUGUAUUCA
Pimephales promelas (fathead minnow) is the source of this 1818-nucleotide messenger RNA. It is a transcript of the gene cldn3d, whose product is annotated as claudin 3d. NCBI's taxonomy places the organism in Eukaryota, Metazoa, Chordata, Actinopteri, Cypriniformes, Leuciscidae. Gene Ontology annotation, cellular component: membrane; bicellular tight junction. Gene Ontology annotation, molecular function: structural molecule activity. The record is from RefSeq and is a predicted model, not a curated record.